AUGCCUAUUACCAAUUUUUCCACCUCUGAGAAGUAUACUUAUUUGAAUGGAUUUGAUUCAUUCCACGAAUCAGAGGCCAUUGAGGGUGCUCUGCCCAUCGGCGCCAAUUCUCCACAAAAACCACCGUACGGCCUCUACGCCGAGAAACUAUCCGGUACAGCUUUCACCGCUCCACGACAUGAGAAUCGCCAAACCUGGCUCUAUCGUGUUCUUCCUUCGGCCUCACACUCGACGUAUCAGCGCUUUAGCGAUGCUUCAGAACCAAUUUUGAAAGCAAAGCUGAACUAUAUUCCCCAGCAGCUGCGAUGGGAUCCUUUUGAUGUCGAUGAGAAAGUCGAUUGGGUGAGGGGGUUGAAGCUAGUGUCCGGUGCAGGUGACCCUACGCUGAAAACAGGUAUCGGAAUUUACGUUUUUACCGCUGGUAGGGAUAUGGACGAGAGAACAGCUAUGUACUCCUCUGAUGGUGAGAUGCUUGUUGUCGCACAGCAUGGCGUAUUGGACAUACAGACUGAGCUCGGACGCAUCUUGGUUCGCCCUAACGAAAUCGCAGUGCUUCCUCGUGGUAUUCGAUACCGGGUCACUCUCCCAGAGGGUCCUGUUCGUGGAUACAUAUUGGAACUAUACCAGGGGCAUUUUCAGCUACCUGAACUGGGUCCCAUUGGGUCUAACUGUCUCGCCAACCCUAGGGACUUUCAGGUUCCUGUGGCGAAUUUUGAAGAGGACACGGUAUCGACCUGGACCAUCUUGAACAAGUUCAAUAAUGAGCUUUUCGUGGCACAGCAGGGACAUACACCAUUUGAUGUGGUGGCUUGGCAUGGAAAAUGUGAGUACUUAGCUCGAUACGUGUUUGUACAGGUUUACCCCUACAAAUACGACCUCGGUCGCUUCUCAGUCAUUGGUAGCAUCUCUUUCGACCACCCAGAUCCAUCUAUCUAUACCGUCCUUACGGGACCAUCUGAUCACCCCGGGACAGCAAUUGCCGACUUUGUAAUUUUCCCACCUCGAUGGCUUGUCCAGGAAGACACAUUCCGACCACCAUGGUACCAUCGAAAUACCAUGUCUGAAUUCAUGGGCCUGAUUUGCGGUCAAUAUGACGCCAAGACAGGAGGUGGCUUUCAACCGGCUGGGGCUAGUCUACACAACGUCAUGACGGCACAUGGUCCAGAUGCUGAUUCGUUCGAAAGAGCGAGUAAUUCGGAUUUGAAGCCUAUGAAAGUUGGGGAGGGAAGCAUGGCUUUCAUGUUCGAGAGCAGUUUGAUGCUUGGAACCACUGACUGGGGACUUGAAACAUGCAACAAGGUUCAGGAAGACUAUAACAAGCACAGUUGGGAGGAGUUGAAAGUGCAUUUCAAGAGGCCAUCAUGA
Fusarium venenatum is the source of this 1365-nucleotide messenger RNA. Lineage: Eukaryota; Fungi; Ascomycota; Sordariomycetes; Hypocreales; Nectriaceae. The record is from RefSeq and is a predicted model, not a curated record.